AUGGCAGAUACAAUCCGCCAGGAAUAUCCGAACACACCACUGAGGCUAGGAUUAACAAUCCCCGGAGUUUUGCACGCAGAAAAAUCACCUAGUAAAAUCGAUUCUGCCGAUGCGUUGGACAGCUUCAAAGUCAACUCUCUCGGGCCUCUACUACUCAUGAAGCACCUCUCCCCGUUCGUCCCAUUGAAGAUGUCACCAGAAUUCCCGACAAUAGAGACCAGCUCUGCAAUCGACUCCCCAGGACCGCUGUUUUUGCCCUCACAUGCCAUCUACGCAAUGAUGGCUGCUCGAGUCGGCUCAAUAUCCGACAAUGCCUCGGGUGGAUGGUAUUCCUACCGUGCAAGCAAGGCAGCUGUCUUUCAAUUGGCCAAGACUUUUGAUUUGCAUUUGCGCGCGAAGAGUGGGCAGAGGGCAAUUUCUGUGGCGUUGCACCCUGGGACUGUGCACACGGAUUUUACUAAGGAUUAUUGGGGAAGUAGGGAGAUGUUGGAGCCGACUCAGGCGGCUGAGAAGCUGUUGGAGGUUCUUGUGGGGUUGCCAUCGGAGGCUGAAGGAGGGAGAGGGGGGUGUUGGGAUUGGAAGGGGAAGGAGAUUUUGCCCUGA
Messenger RNA from Penicillium concentricum, 603 nucleotides. RefSeq lists its product as uncharacterized. The coding region runs from base 1 to 603 and encodes 200 amino acids. The transcript has a single exon. NCBI's taxonomy places the organism in Eukaryota, Fungi, Ascomycota, Eurotiomycetes, Eurotiales, Aspergillaceae. The record is from RefSeq and is a predicted model, not a curated record.